Molecule: messenger RNA, 1147 nt
Organism: Exophiala oligosperma
Lineage: Eukaryota; Fungi; Ascomycota; Eurotiomycetes; Chaetothyriales; Herpotrichiellaceae
Exons: 3
Coding region: 91-828 (245 amino acids)
Cellular component (GO): cytosol; nucleus
Source: RefSeq, a predicted model, not a curated record
AAAAAGGGCUCGUCGGCCGAUACCCAAGGAAGCAAACCCCGUCAGAAUCGUUGACCCAACUGUCUAGCACCUCAGCCUCCAGAAACCCUGAUGGGCUCGAUUCAGGAACUUCGAGUUGCGGUCCUAGUCAACCAUCCACCACACACGACCUUCUGGCCCGAGGUCAAGCAAGCCUUCGUGGAUGCGUUUGCAGUGGUAGCACCGCAUGCCCUAGUCGGUUUCUUUGACCCCAUCAUCCGUGGCGACUAUCCCGACCCGAAUGAUUACGAUUUGAUCAUUCUCAGCGGCGGCAAAGGGAAUUCCCUUGCUCCCGAGCCGUGGAUUCUACGGCAGAUGGACUUUGUCAGGGAUACGGCCCAAAGAUAUCCAGAGAAGAAGAUGCUGGGCAUAUGCUUCGGUCACCAAAUCAUCGCCCAAGCUCUGGGCGGAAAGGCGAGAAACAUCCCGGCCGGCCCCAUCGCCGGUCUUGUUAGGAUCAACUUGACGAAAGAAGGUUGCAACUUCUUUCCCAGGUUGGCCAGUAAAGCCAGCUAUGCAGCAUCUCAAUUCCAUGUGCGAGAGGUCGAAAGUGCUCCUCCCAAUUUCAUUCAACUGGCCGAAAACAACGAAGUCCUGGUUUCCCGUUCCAAUACAAUCCUCUCCUUCCAGGCACAUCCGGAAAUCGACGGGGUCUUCUCGAGGAAGAUUCUGGACGACGAUGACACGACGUACAUCGAGAACCUGACUCCAACGGAGAUCGAGCAUAUGAAGAACCACUGCGCCGACGCACAGGAUGGGCUGGAGUUGUUGAGGCGCGUGGUAGAAUGGCUUGCUGAAGAGGCUCAGUAAUUCAAGCGACGAAAGUUUCACGCCGGGGGCAGCACUCCAAUCACCAGUGUGAGGUUAAAUUUCAAGACAAGCUGCCAAAACUUCGAUAGAACCAAUAUACUACAUCUAUUCAUUUCCAUGGGGGUUCGGAAGGAUGGAUUCUGGCUGACUUGAUCCCUUCUUGUUGAUUGCUAUGAUCAAUGCUGUUCCAUUCUAGGAGCUUUAAAAAGCCCAGACUUUGAACGUCGACAGAUUUUGGGUGCUGAUGGCUCUGCUGCGGAAACAAUUGACCCGUCAACGCUAAGGCUUCUCGACAGCUACUUUGCUGAUUAAUAGGAAA